Molecule: messenger RNA, 2869 nt
Organism: Melanotaenia boesemani (Boeseman's rainbowfish)
Lineage: Eukaryota; Metazoa; Chordata; Actinopteri; Atheriniformes; Melanotaeniidae
Gene: ghrhrl
Product: growth hormone releasing hormone receptor, like
Exons: 13
Coding region: 102-1349 (415 amino acids)
Biological process (GO): cell surface receptor signaling pathway; adenylate cyclase-activating G protein-coupled receptor signaling pathway; positive regulation of cell population proliferation
Cellular component (GO): plasma membrane
Molecular function (GO): growth factor binding; peptide hormone binding; G protein-coupled peptide receptor activity
Source: RefSeq, a predicted model, not a curated record
CACGUGUUUUAUCAUCUCUUGGAGCGAGCCGAGCAUCCCGUCCUGCCAGAGUGCCGCUCAGGAAAGCGCUACGCUCGGACUCAGAGGAAGGAGCCGACAGCAUGUCCUGUCUCCGCUUCAGGAGGAUUUUUCUCACUCUGUUUUUGUCUCAAACUGCUUUGUCACGUCUGCACCCUGAGUGUGAGUACAUAUAUCAGCUAGAGAAAGAGGAGCGCCACUGCCUUCAGUACAUUGCUAAGCAGGGAAACAGAAGUGCAGAAGGUUGUCGACCAUUUUGGGAUGCAGUUGCCUGCUGGCCUCAAGCAAUCGCUGGGGAAACUGUCCAGAGAGCUUGCCCUGCAGUCUUCUCUCUUUUCAAAAACAACACAGGGUCAGUGAGCCGAAACUGCACAAGUGGGGGUUGGUCAAGGCCUUUCCCACCAUACUAUAUUGCCUGCAACGUGGAAGAUGACAUUCCUGAGACUGAGGAGUCAUACUUUGCUACUGUGAAGCUGAUAUACACCAUCGGCUACAGCAUCUCUCUUGUGGUGUUGGCCAUCGCCGUGCUGAUACUGUUACUCUUCAGGAGACUGCGAUGUGCCAGAAACUUUAUUCACAUCCAACUCUUUAUUACCUUCAUCCUAAAAUCUGCAGCAGUGUUCAUAAAGGACGCAACUCUGUUCUCCAGUGAUGACACCAACCACUGCACCCUCUCCACCUUUGCCUGUAAGGCCGCUGUGGUCUUCUGUCACUAUUGUGUGAUGGCAAAUUUUUUUUGGCUCCUGGUGGAGGCGCUCUACCUUAAUUCCCUGCUGCUCUCCUCUUUCUACCACAGCCGUAGAUGCCUCUGGGGCUUCAGCCUGCUGGGAUGGGGCGUGCCUGUUUUCUUUAUAUUCUUGUGGAUUGGAUCCAGGGUGUAUUUUGAAGACACAGAAUGUUGGGAUAUUAAUGAGGACUCACCCUACUGGUGGAUCAUCAAAGGACCAAUUGUCAUCUCUAUAGCGGUUAAUUUUAUGCUCUUUGUAAAUAUCAUCAGAAUCCUGAUCCAGAAGCUCAAUCCUCGACUGAUCCAGUUCAACAACUCCUCACAAUACAGACGCCUGGCCAAGUCCACCCUCCUCCUAAUCCCUUUGUUUGGAACCCACUACAUGUUCUUCAAUUUUCUGCCAGACUACUUCAAUGUUAACCUGCGCCUCUGUAUUGAGCUCUGCAUGGGGUCCUUCCAGGGUCUUCUGGUUGCAGUCCUCUACUGUUUUCUCAAUCAAGAGGUGCAGAAAGAGGUCCACAUGCAGUGGCUGAGGUGGCAGGAGAGGAGUUACGGGGUGGUGUCGCCUGCUGCAAAGGGAAGCCAGAUGGACACACCCUUCUGACAUCUUCCUUUAAGGUUGUCUUGGAUGGCUCUUGUGCACAUCAUCUCUAAUGAGCUGUACAGCACACACAAUAACAGUCAUUAUAGUUUAUUCAUCGCUGAUGCCUGUGAGUGUGUAAGUCAUUUCAAACUGUGCAACAGUCUGGCUGCACUCCCUCAGCAAGAGUGGAGGAAGUAAGGUGAACUUUCCACAGGACAGUAAUUCUGAAAUCUCUUGACAUUUUACACACACAUCCUACAUGACAGCUCCUUCCAAUUCUCAUAUGCAUCUCCCAAACUGCACAGUGGUCGGGGAUAAAGGUCAGCUUUUAGAUGUCUUUGCAGGCAUCACCUGCCAAAUUAACAAAUAAUAAUUUUUCUGAGCUGAAAGCUUAUCCUGACAAUUACAUUGCAGUCAACUAGGAAGUGUACUGAUUGAGACAAAAUGGUGAUAUAUUAGCAUUAAAUGUUCUCACUUUAUAGAUUAAUGCAUUGCAUAGAAAUAUGAAGUCCUGUAUUAUUAUUAUUAUUAUUAUUAUUAUUAUUAUUAUUAUUAUUAUUAUUAUUAUUAUUAUUAUUAUUAUUAUUAUUAUGGCAACUAUCAUACUAAAAGGUAUCACACUCACUCAAAUUAAAGUAAUGAACAUUUUUUAUUAGUGUCAUAAUGCUUCUGUCUGUACAUUUAUCAUUAUGAGAGGCUCAACACAAAGUUUGAGAUGUGCUUUUGCUUUUGUUGAGAUAUUUUGACCUGCUGAUUUAUUUAUUUAUUUAUUUAUUUAAACUUGCCAUAAACUUGGUAUAAAAGAAUCUUUAACUUCAGAAGCACAUUACUUAAAGCACUGUGCUGUAUAUACUGUGAAGGUCAAGCCAAAUGCAGCAUGAUGUGUUCAGCCAUGUCUGAUAGUCAACCAGUGGGAGAUAAAUCUCUGCAUCUCCACUGCCACCUACCAUUCACCACUCAACUUCAUAUUAAUUUUCAACAUACUUUCUAAAAUAUUGUAAGUGUUUUCAACUGCAUGGUAAUACAAUAUGUAUGUAUAGAAUAUAUAUGUUUUUUUGUAUAUUUCUUUUAAAUAUUUUUUUCUUUUAGAUAGUACUAUACUUAAUCAAAAUACAAGCUGAAGAGCUAAAUCCUUGUAAUACAGCUUUACAGUUCAGCUCUGCACCAUCCAUGAUCUUCAUAUAACAGUGAAGCUUAUUCAUGUAAAUUAAUUCUUUGCCUUAAACUGAAUGUAAAAUCUCUAAUAAUUACUGUGAGACAGCUGUUUUAUUGUCACUGUCCUUGUCGUAUUUGGGUGUUUGUUUUACUGCUUUGGGUCUUUUUCUGUGAUGUUUUGAUGCCUUGUGAAAUGACAAGAUCCUGCAAGUUUAAACAGAAACAACUUCCUCCACAAGACAACAUGAAGCUGGCAGCUACCAAAGUUAAAGCACUGACUGAUACUCGCUCCACAAAAGUCAUUGUUACCAUGUUAAGUUCGGACGAAGGUGUUUCUCUUUUUCUUUUUCUUUUUUUUUUUUUUUUUUUGGAGGGGUGGGGGGGAU